Molecule: messenger RNA, 3688 nt
Organism: Petromyzon marinus (sea lamprey)
Lineage: Eukaryota; Metazoa; Chordata; Hyperoartia; Petromyzontiformes; Petromyzontidae
Product: SH3 domain-binding protein 2-like
Biological process (GO): signal transduction
Molecular function (GO): SH3 domain binding
Source: RefSeq, a predicted model, not a curated record
UUACCUGGUAAAAUAAAAAUAAAAAUUAGGAUAAGUGCUCGUGUGGGUGACUAUUUAUGAAACAGGUGCAGUCGGUGAAAUGGGUAGUCGAGGGCGGUGAAGUCAAAUCCAUGUUGUCUUGUACUCUCUGGACCUACACCAGCCCAGUGACCAGCGCGGUGAAGUAUGGUCAAUUAACUCUCACUGCCUGCACAGUAAGAGGAGGUCCUCAUCCAGCAGUAGAUCGACGACACAUGGCCUGUACAUAUUCGCGUACGGGUUACAACAAUUACAAAUACAAUUAGAAUGAAGGAUUACGUUUUCCCGUUUUAGUCAAGUCGACACCAAUGCUCAUAUCGUGCCAUGACAGAAGCAGUGGAGUAAACUUUGCCAACGGAGCGGCGAUAGGAUUUGGCUAAAAAAAAGAUUGUUUCAUGGUUUAAGCCAUUAGCUGAGUGUUGGCUGCAAAUACUGUACGAGGUUGAAUCCAGCUCAAAUUGCGUGGCCAAUGUGAACGAGAUUCGGUCGUGAAAAGCCACUUCCGCCUCUGUGCAGACCAGUUGCCGUUAUCUCAAUGUUACUGCAUUUCCGUCUGCAGGUCACAAAAAAAACACCACCCACCACCACCACCCUUCUAAGAACCACCCAGUGGCAUUGCGUUGUGAGGACGCAGAGAGUCUGCUGGCCAGCCCAGAGCUUACGGGCUUGCCAAUUCCAUGCCGCAACCUCUGCGCGUUCUCGUUUAAUGGGAAAUAUCAGCAGCGUGUUGGGAAGUGGACUUCGUUGAGGCCCGAACUAAAUGACAUUCGUCAAAGCCCAAAGCAGCAUGGCUUCCAAUCGGGCUGAGUGGCCCAUCCCGCUGCGCCACAUCAGCGCGCAGCACCUGCUCACGAUGCCGGGGGACGCCACCACGUUCGGAUACCUUCACAAGAAGGCCGAAUCUUCUCUCACCCUCAACCGAUGGCAACUGAGAUUCACGGUUCUGUACCGUGGCUGCAUUUACUACUACAAGUCUUGCUCGUCCGUCUACCCGCAGGGUGCCUUCUCCCUGCGAGGGUACAACAGAGUCCUCCGCGCUCCAGAGGAGUUUGGCUCCCACGCCAUCUAUCCUUUCAAGUUGAUGCACAUGUGCAAGAAUCGACGCAAGUGGUACUUCUCGGCAGCGAAUGAAGAGGAACGCAAGAAGUGGAUGGGAGCCAUCAGGAAUGAAAUUAAGGAGCAGUGUAUCAUCACCGAGUUCUAUAAGAGCAGCAGCAGUCGGCCUGACAGCCCGAGUGAGGUGGACAGUUUCUACGGGUCUGUGGAGCGGCCUGUUGCCAUCAGCCUGAGCAGGGACGGUGGCCUGCAGCUCCUUGGCACCAAUAAUGGGGAUUUUGAAGAACCGGAUGAUGAUUCUGAAGACGUGGCACACGACGCAAGCCAUGCCUCCAAUGGCACAUGCUGGUGCUGCUGCUGCUCAGCUCAAGCAGCGCUGCCAGAGAGCGAAUACCCCACACCGCCCAGACGCUACGAGUCUCUCAAGAACUCCCUGUCUCCCGGCUACCCGUUCGAGGUGUGUGGCCAGGUGAGGGAGGAGCUCCCCACGAGCAGCUCCAAGCAGAGGACAUCAAUCCAACAGCAGCACUCGCCCCGUCCAGUCAGGUCUGUCGCAACGACAUCGAAAUGGGCGAUGGAGAUGAGGGACAUCAUGCCUGAAGACAUGUUCUUUUUGACGUGUGAUGGUGCCAUGGUCGAAAGUAAAAUCAAGUUCAGUUCUCCCAGGGAUGGACUCUACUGUGUGCGGGAAUCUUCUCAUGCUGGACAGGUCCUCAUGGUGUGGGAUGAAAAUUCCCAGAAGAUAAGAAACUUCAAGAUAUAUCAAGAGGGUCCGAAGAUAUGGCUGGAUAAUAAGUUGCGCUUGCACUUCAAGACCUUGCAGGAGCUCAUCUUCUACUACAUGGAGCACGUGCUGCCCAACCAGCCAGAGCUCAGGCUGCAGUACCCCUACCAAGCUCAUGGAGGCAACGCUCUGGGACAGCUUGCAUGCUACUGUGCAGAAUGUACCGACGGUAACUCCCUGUGACCUGGCUGGAGUAGAGCUGUCCACACCCUGGUGUAAUACGGCGGCGGCGGUACAAGCUCCAUCUAACCCGGCCAGCGGCGGCGUCAUUCAAUGAAGAACUUAUUCGGAAAACUUACCACUCAAACUAACUCUUCAAAAUUCCCGUUCCAGCAGACUAAUCAAACGUGUCAUGUAAACUUGCUAUCCAAACUUACUCUUCAAGCUUACCAAUCAAACUUGCUAUUCAAACUCACUAUCCAAAGCUUACUAUUCAAACUUAACAUUAAAACUUAGCCUUUAAACGUAAUAUUAAAAAUAACCGUCGGUGAAUAUUAAUUUGGAUUGGGAUCCAGCUGUUAUCUGGCCAUGAGUUUCACUUUACGGAAAGUCUGUUAACUUAAAGUGGAUUAAUUCCACUUGUUUUUUCUAUCAAAUGAAUUGUUUUACAAGGCUUCGUGAUACCAUUAAGUGCUUGUAGCCUUUGUAGGCAUGUGGUGGUUGUAUAUUUGUGUUAAUGAUGUAUGACUAAAAUAUUUUAGUCCCGAGUCAAGCCUUCAAAUAGCAGGACAUUUGAUGAGUACUGUAACACAUUUUAUUUUCAUAGACCUGCUAUCUACAUUCUACAUAUUCUGAAUAAACAUCUCUCUCAUUUAAUCUCUAUACACCUUAUCUCUAUUCCUGGCCAUGAGCAAAUUGACCUGGAAUGUGCCAGAUCUUGUCAAUCUCAGAAACGCUAAGCAGAGUUAUCCUGUAAAGUGCUUGGACAGGUGACCACCAUGAAAAACAGACGUUUUAGGUUGUGGAGCGACACAGUGAGCAGCAGCAGUGCAAAUAACAUCCACUCUUGUACUGUUAGUAAGUACUAUACUUCUUUGCUCCCCAUAUACAUGCCCCCUACCUUAACUUUCAAAACUAUUCGGUGAUGCUGCUGCGUUGGGAGUGGAACACACGCACAAAUGAUAACAAACUCACCUUCUUCCUUGGUUCUUUCGGUAAAGUCACGUAGAAUGAGAAUAAAAUAAUACAUUGAUAAAAUAAAAUAACACAAUAAAAUUCUCACGACGUUUCGGCCACAACACAAGCGGCCUUCAUCAGGUGAAGGGACGAGACUGUCUGAGCGCUGUCCACCUUCAUCAAUGACACUGUCUUUUGAAGGGCCACUGCCCGAAACGCCACUUAUUAUAUAUAUUUUUUUCUCUCGAACCAGUAUUGUAAAGUAUAGUUAAAUAGUAGUGCACAAGUAUAACAAUUAUGAAUGCAGUACAUCCUAUAGUUUUUCUUCCCAUCUCUGCCCCUAUACCUCUCUUCUCUAUGCGUUAUGAAGAGCUCUCCUAUCUCGUAUCAAUGCAGUGCAAAUAUCGCCUAGAAUUUACCUUCUUAUUUGAAUACAUUUCAAUCGUCAUCAUUUUCUCUAAAUUAAAUGCAUAUCUUCUCUUUCCUGUGAAUACAUCUAUCUCGCAUGUCUUCUGAAUGCAUCUCUUAAUAAUAUUUUAAACAAAUAUAUAUCUCUCCUCCUGGCUCAGGAAGUUUUCUAAACUAAAGCAAAACUAAUUGUAUUUUUUCUUUUACCAGGUAAGGCCCCACUGAGCUUUAAAGCUCUUUUUCCGAAGCGACCUAGCUAUCACAAAUAAUAGCUCAACAAAGUGGUUUAUCACGUGAAUAUUUAUA